Messenger RNA from Cyphomyrmex costatus, 1030 nucleotides. It is a transcript of the gene CIAPIN1, whose product is annotated as cytokine induced apoptosis inhibitor 1. Gene Ontology annotation, molecular function: iron-sulfur cluster binding. Gene Ontology annotation, cellular component: cytoplasm. Gene Ontology annotation, biological process: iron-sulfur cluster assembly. Bases 131 to 982 code for a protein of 283 amino acids. The transcript is spliced from 6 exons. The record is from RefSeq and is a predicted model, not a curated record. Lineage: Eukaryota; Metazoa; Arthropoda; Insecta; Hymenoptera; Formicidae.
GAACGGAGUGUGGGGGAAUUGGGAUGGUUAUUCGAAGGAAACGAAGAUAAAGGUAACCUCUUUAAAACGUAAAAAGAUUUCGCAAGUUUUUUGAGAAUUAUUAUUCGCCAACAAUAAUCGCUAUCCCGUCAUGAUGUCUUUCAUCAACGAAGGAAACAAGGUCUUCGUUGUGUCAGGAAACGACGUGCCUUCGAAUGACACGGCAGAUUUUAUUGCUAUGAUCAAACAGCGGAUUGGAAAUUCCGGUAAAUUGCAAAUUGCGAUUUUAUCUGACGUAAAGAAGGAAAGUCACAAUGCAUCUACCUUUGAUGUCAUCAUUGCCAUUUUUAAACAACCAUGCAUGGAUGAGGAUUUCUUAACAGAAACAUUGAGAAUAUUAAAACCUGAUGGUUUGCUUGUUAUUUAUGAACCGCUGUCAGCAGAUAGAAAGCCAGAUACAGUACUUACAUAUCCUGAAAGAAUAUCUAAAUUAAAAUUAUCUGGCUUUAAAGUAAAAGAUACAGAACAGAAAAAGUUGAAUACAGAUCCGGAGAGCAAAAAUCUUUUGCUAAAAGUGUAUAAUAAUAUAGAAACAGUUUGUAAAAUAUCUGCGAAUAAACCAGCAUUUGAGGUGGGUUCUAGUAUUCUCAUUUCAUUUGCAAAAAAGCAAACUAAUGUGUGGAAAUUAGAUGACCCAGUAGAGGAAGAUUUAAUAGAUGAAGAUGAACUUUUAGAUGAAUCAGAUCUUGUAAAGCCAGAUGCAUCAUCCUUAAAAGUUUGUGCGACAACAGGUAAGCGGAAAGCGUGCAAAGAUUGUUCAUGUGGACUCGCAGAAGAAUUAAGUGGUAAAGCUGUGCCAGAAGAUACUGUUAAAUCUUCUUGUGGAAAUUGUUACCUAGGAGAUGCAUUCAGAUGUGCCAGUUGUCCUUAUCUUGGAAUGCCUGCCUUUAAACCAGGGGAGAAAGUACUUUUACCCGAAACUCAACUAAUUGUCGAUUCUUAAGCUUGUUAUUUAUUUAUUGAAAUACAAUUGUAAUAAACACGUAUAGUU